Molecule: messenger RNA, 1163 nt
Organism: Cimex lectularius (bed bug)
Lineage: Eukaryota; Metazoa; Arthropoda; Insecta; Hemiptera; Cimicidae
Exons: 1
Coding region: 86-1093 (335 amino acids)
Source: RefSeq, a predicted model, not a curated record
UAUUUUAAUUAAACAAAACACAUACGAACAAACAAGAAAAUAUUAUUGCGAGUUGUUUUAUUUACAAGUACACAUUUCCAAAAUUAUGUUGUGUAAAGUGGGUAAAAUGAACAAAAUAUUUUGGUUAGCGCUAUUAACUUUGUGGACCAGUUUAGCGUUUUUGGUUUUCAUCACGUUCUUUUCAACAAAAACCAAUGUUGUAGAAAAGGAGCCCCCCUGUAAAGAAUUUUCCGAGUCUUUAGAUUUUAUUGGUUUUAACAAUGUCAAUGGAUCCAAGAAGUGUUACGUCGUGCCGAACUUUGUCCAUUUCGUCUACAUCGAUUCGCCUUUUUGUUUUGUAGACGUUGUUGUCCUCUUGGCCGCGAUCAAGUACCAAAUGCCGAGCAAAAUAUUCAUCCAUACCAAUAACAUGACAGCACUGAACAGCAGUAAGUAUUGGAACACUGUAAUGUCUUGGGAACGAUUAAAGAAACACGUUAGAUUCGUGAAUAUAAAAAUUCCUGCAUCGAUAGAAAGAAAUAAUUCACAGAGAAAAAUCAGUUUUCAAGUGGGCCUAAGAGCCCUUUAUAAAAUGGGAGGAGUUUAUUUAGACAGGUACAGUAUUGUCCUUAAGAAUUUACACCAUUUCAGACGUUUCGAAAUGGCCAUUGGAUGGAGAAACAGUGGAUCUAUUUCCACGAAUGUAAUCAUAGCUCAUAGAAAAGCGAGGUUCCUUAGCAAAUUGAUAAAUAUACAUACUGCAUUAUUUUACGACGAGACCUUAGACGGCCGUUGGAUGUGGCGUGUCCAUGAAACAGUUGUUGAUUCUCACGAAGAAACUCACAGAAUAACAAGACACUUUGACGAAGAAUCAUCGGGUUGGUUAUUCCUACGUAACGACUGGAAAUGGGAAAAUCAUUAUGUAAUAAACAUAUGGUUUACGCUUCGUCUGAUCUUCUUAACAAAACCGAACAAUUUAGAGCAAGCUGAAUUCCCCCUUUGUUUCAAUGAAACAAACGUUUACACAAUUUUCAAAAAUUCCAGCUUACUGAACGCUAUUUCUGAGCUACUGCCGUUAAACUACAAUUUUUUAUCAACAAAUGAAAAUAACUGAAUUUUAAAAAAAUUUAAAUUCUAAUAACAAUAUUGAAUCCGAAAUAAAUUUGAUCUUUCAAUUCUAUUUU